AUGGACAGAUGCAGAGCUCCGUGCUACGAGUACCCCUCGUGCCCCGACGUGCUGAAAGCGCCGCGGGAGGAGGUCGCCUACGUGACCUGCACCUACAGGUGCACCGGCAUCGAGCAGCCCGAUUUCCUGGCCACCGUGGACCUGAACCCGCGCUCCUGCCACUACGGCCAGGUGAUCCACCGGCUGCCCAUGCCCAACCUCAAGGACGAGCUGCACUGCGCGGGCUGGGGCCCCGCCUGCGGCUGCUUCGACAGCGGCGCCGCGGCCAAAAGGACCAAGCUGGUGCUGCCCGGCCUCAUCUCCUCCCGCAUCUACGUGGUGGAUGUGGGCUCCCAGUGCCGCGCGCCGCGGAUCUGCAAGAUGAUCGAGCCCGUGGAUGUGUUCUGGAAGUGCAACAAGGGCUACCUGUCUGUCACCCACCCCCUGCCCAACGGGGACGUCCUGGUCGCCAACAUGGGCGACGCCGCUGGCCACGGCAAAGGUGGCUUCGUGGUGUUGGACGGAGAGACCUUCGAGCUGAAGGGCAACUGGGAGAACGAGUGUGAGGCUCCCCCGACCGGCUACGACUUCUGGUACCAGGCCCGGCACAACGUCCUGGUCAGCUCGGCCGGGAUGGUGCCCAGAGUGGCCGGGCGUGGCUUCAACCCCGAUGACCUCAAGAAAGGGGUCUUCGGCCGCCGCCUGAACGUGUGGAACCUGUCGUGCCGCAGCCUCACGCAGUGCUUCGACCUGGGCGAGGAUUCUCUGCCGCUGACCGUGCGCUUCCUGCACAGCCCCGAGGCCGCCGAGGGCUACGUGGGCUGUGCCCUGAGCGGGGCCAUUUUCCGCUUCUACAAAUCCUGCGAGAGAGACAACUGGGCCGUGGAGGAGGUGAUCCGGAUCCCGGCCAAGGACGUGUCGGGCUGGAUCAUGCCCAAGAUGCCGGCCUUCAUCGCCGACCUCGUCAUCAGCCAGGACGACCGGUUCCUGUACGUGUGCAAUUGGCUGCACGGGGACAUCCGGCAGUACGAGCUGUCCCGGAGCUGCAAGCCCCGGCUGGUGGGGCAGGUGUUCGUGGGGGGCAGCAUCCUGCGAGGGGGCCCCGUGACCGUGUGCAGGGACGAGGAGCUCAAGUGCCAGCCCGAGCCGCUGGUGCUCAAGUGCAAGCGCGUGUACGGCGGCCCCGCCACGCUGCAGCUGAGCCUGGACGGGAAGCGGCUCUACGUGACCAACUCCUUCUACAGCACCUGGGACCGGCAGUUCUACCCCAGCCUGAUCAAGGAGGGCUCGGUGAUGCUGCAGCUCGACGUGGACACGGACAAGGGCGGCCUGAGCGUCAACAAGAACUUCCUGGUGGAUUUCGGCAAGGAGCCCAACGGGCCGUGCCUGGCGCACGAGAUCCGCUUCCCCGGCGGCGAUGCCAAAUCCGUGACCCUGCCCUGA
Agelaius phoeniceus (red-winged blackbird) is the source of this 1422-nucleotide messenger RNA. The record is from RefSeq and is a predicted model, not a curated record. Lineage: Eukaryota; Metazoa; Chordata; Aves; Passeriformes; Icteridae.